UUCCUUUGCACAGAGGCAAAUCAACCGGUGCUGAUGCUUUACAAAAAAGUUGUCUGUGUUUCUAACAGUGGCUGGCACAUUACACUUUGCAGUGGAUUCGCACAGUAAGCACAUCCGACACAAGAGCCAGGGAUUUGGUUUCCCCUUACUUCCCCCUGCUUAAGGCUGUCCUGUCUGCAUUUCUUUAAAUUGCUUGAGUGUGCUUUCCCAUUACUGGAAAAAUGAGAAGUCGUCUUGGGAAUUCUUAACUUGGAGAAAGAAAGAGAGAGAGAGAGAGAGAGAGAGAGAGAGAGAGAGAUGAACCAAGGUUUGUCCUGACCUAUCGUUACUAGCGUUGCAAGAGUUUGAUUCAACCUGUCACAACUGGCUUUGUUUUCAGUACUUUUUGCAUAGUGCAAGGUAGUUGUGCGCUUGGCUCUAAGACCAAAGAGUGAAGGAGACGGUUACAGAUCGGAGGAGCUGCGCAGCCAUAAAGUCUUAAACAUACGUCCAAAAUCCGCAGACGGUACUGAGGAUAACCAAUACCUAACGGAAUUGGACUUGUGCAAGCGGCGAGUGGACAGUCACAGUUGUUUACAAAAGAUUUCUCACCACACAUCAAACUGUCCAGAUGGGGCUGUUACGUCUUUUAAUAACUGUCCUGGCAAUCUUUUGCUCUGGAGACCAGAAAACGAAAGUUGGAGCUGUAAAAGCUAUACUGCCUGCACACAUUAGACGCGAUGCAUCCUUAACAUUUGCAAGGAUUAUCUGGAUUGAAGCUUCAAGGCCAUUUGUAAAGUCCCAUGAUUCUGGAACACGUAGAAUUCUAAGGUUUUGUGAAAGCAAUCAUCUCACAAAUCUGUACCGCAGAGAAGAAACCAUUCAGGUGGGAGGUAGUGGAUAUGUGCAGAGUCCUCGUUUUCCAAGCAGCUACCCAAGGAACAUAUUGCUGAUCUGGAAACUGUACUCUCCAGAAAACACAAGGAUACAGCUGGCAUUUGACAGUCAGUUUGCACUGGAAGAACCUGAUAAUGGUAUCUGCAGGUACGAUUUUGUUGAAGUAGAAGAUGUUUCAGAAACGAGCACUGUUGUUCGAGGGCGAUGGUGUGGACAUAAAGAAGUUCCUCCAAAACUGACAUCAAAAACUAAUCAGAUAAAGAUUAAAUUCCAGUCAGAUGACUACUUUGUUGCUAAACCAGGAUUCAAAGCUUACUAUUCUCUUGUGAGGGAUUUCCAUUCUGCAGCGUCAGAGACAAAUUGGGAAGCAGUCACAAGCUCACUGUCAGAGACAUCCAUCCCAUUUUCUUCAGUAACUGACCCACCACAGCUUGCAGAAGUCCUGGACCAGACUGUUGCAUCAUUUAAUACUUUGGAAGAACUAUUGAGACACCUUAAUCCUGAUUCCUGGCAGGAGGACUUAAAUAAUCUUUUUGGAGAAACACAGUAUCUUGGCAGGAGUUUUCGUCAUGGAAAAAAAAGUAAAGUUGACCUGGAUAGGCUGAAUGAUGAUGUGAAACGCUACAGCUGCACACCACGGAACUAUUCAGUCAAUUUACGCGAGGAGCUGAAGUUGACCAAUGCAGUGUUUUUCCCAAGAUGCCUUCUUGUGCAGCGCUGUGGAGGAAACUGUGGUUGUGGCACUGACAGCUGGAGGGGAUGCAGCUGUACCGCAGCAAAAGUUGUAAAGAAAUAUCAUGAGGUCCUGAAAUUUAUUCCAGAACCAGAUCACUUCAGAAAGGUGGGGAAACGCAAAAACACUAUGGCACUGGAAGAUAUUCAGCUUGAUCACCAUGAAAAGUGUGAAUGUUCCUGCAGCUUCAGGCCACCGCGAUAAACUUGCACAUCAACAUAUUUUCAUCUCCAAAAUACCUACAUGAAAGCAAAGGCUUAACUAAUGUAGAUUUAAUGACCUAGUUGUCUGGAAGACAUCACCUGUCUUUCUCUUUCCCUCUAUCAUAGACAGCAGAGCAGUGAUGCUGUCAUGCAUUAUGAGGAGUAAAUAAGUGCCUUGCUUUUGCCUAUAUCGUUAUCAGCUCAGUGGCAGCUGUGACGGUGACAUUGUAUAGGCUUGCUUAUCUGUAGCAGUGCCGUAGCAAUCAGAGCAGUACUAGAGGACUAGAUAUUGGCAUUAAUAGUCAUCUCCAUAAUUUUGCUUGUGAAGUGACCUAUCUGAAAUGCUUCUGAGAUACUUCUUAAUCAAAAAGUUGCUUUUUCUUCAUCCUUAAUCUGGCUUAGCUGUAGCGAUGAUUUGAUAAAAAAUUACAUAAGCGUACUAGGAGCUUACAUCUAGUGUUCUACUAUUGCGUUGUGAUUUGUGAUUCCACCCAAGUGAGACACCCAUGUGAUUUGUGAUUCCACCCAAGUGAGACACCCAUAUGCAUUCUGAAUGGAAACAUGGAUUCAGUAAAUAAAGGGAUUUCUUUAACGGGAAAAAUCCUAUCCACAGAAGUACAUCAGUACAGUAUCUCAAAUAUAUGCCAUUUUAAUGUAUAACUGUAUUGUUAGUUUCAAAGAUGUUUGCACUGACUUCUGUUUUGAUUUAGUAAUAUAAUCAUUUAGCCCAACUGAAAUUGCCUGGGAAUAUUCUUCUAAGUAGAAAAGUGGGGUCUAGUCCAUUUUUUUUGAAUGACUGUUCAUCAAAGGACCACUUGCCAAGCCCCAGUCAUCGAAAGACUUCCCACAACAAACAUCUCAAAACCACUGUAAAGCAAUCAAGUACAGUCUGAAAAAAUGAAUGACACUAUAUAAAAAAGUGAAUCAUGUCCCAGCAACCUCCCACAUCAUUGCUACCUGCAACCUAAAUAUAUUAACUCCUAAAUAACAUUUGGAAUUAUAUAGUACUGUCUGCUGUCUGUGCUCCA
Molecule: messenger RNA, 2840 nt
Organism: Protopterus annectens (West African lungfish)
Lineage: Eukaryota; Metazoa; Chordata; Ceratodontiformes; Protopteridae
Gene: PDGFD
Product: platelet derived growth factor D
Exons: 8
Coding region: 611-1813 (400 amino acids)
Biological process (GO): positive regulation of protein autophosphorylation; positive regulation of ERK1 and ERK2 cascade; platelet-derived growth factor receptor signaling pathway
Cellular component (GO): membrane
Molecular function (GO): growth factor activity; platelet-derived growth factor receptor binding
Source: RefSeq, a predicted model, not a curated record